This is a messenger RNA of Gambusia affinis (western mosquitofish), 4422 nucleotides long. It is a transcript of the gene msl2b, whose product is annotated as MSL complex subunit 2b. The coding region runs from base 1122 to 2810 and encodes 562 amino acids. The transcript is spliced from 3 exons. Gene Ontology annotation, cellular component: MSL complex. The record is from RefSeq and is a predicted model, not a curated record. Gene Ontology annotation, molecular function: ubiquitin protein ligase activity. NCBI's taxonomy places the organism in Eukaryota, Metazoa, Chordata, Actinopteri, Cyprinodontiformes, Poeciliidae.
CGCCCCCUUGUUUGUGUGUGGAGAAGCAGCACAGCGGCUAAUGAUAGCAACGAACACCAACGGGGAAAAUAAUUUAAUAUUGUGUUCUCUGACACUCUUAGGGUCCUGUAAAAGUUACGAGAGGAGUUAAUUUUUCCUGUUCUGUGUUACAUUUUCUUUAAGAUUGGAGGAAUCUUUUUAAUCCCGUGAACGGGGACGCGGCCUGCUUAUGUAGCCGGCUUCCCGGUGCAGCUCAGGCGGCUUGCGCUGUCAGGAAAGCCCGGUGCUUCCGCUUGCUUUUUUUUUCUGCCGCGACAGAACCGGCGAAGCUUUUAAAUUAUUUUUACUGCUGUUGUUUUCAUACCAGGAAUCUAUCGUUUCACCGCCCCAUCUCGCUGAGCCGUGGGUGCCGGUACUUCUCACCUAAAAAGGACCAUUUAAACCCCGGAGCGGCCUGUUUUGUUUUCGAGCCGCCAUGAAUCUCUGCGAACAAUAACACAACCAUAAAUAACUAGCCUGCUGCCGCCGGGGCUGCACCGCAACUGGAGGGUUUAAUUAAUGCAUCAUGCGCUACAAGCUGUGGACAACACGAGAGGAAAAUGCAUGUGGAUAAUGGAUUCGUCUGUCGGAGCACAUCGCAAACCGGAGCACUUUAUCAUGUGAAUUUCGGAGCUGCUGCGAGUUAACCGGGCAAAAGCAGCGUCAGAAGGCGGAAGGAAACUGGCUCCUGUCCGGAGUUAACCAUCUUAUUUUUCAUGUCGUUUGGAAACAACCGGAGCUGAUGAGGAUAAACCGACAUUAUGUGCAUGAUAGGCCUUUUAGGAGCUGCUCCUUCUCCCCCGGACCGGGACAUCACGCCAAGGAUGUGACUGGGAAUGUGUAACAGGGAUUUCUCUGCGCUCAGACUGUUAUAUAUGUGGGAUUUACCGACGGAGAACUGACCGAGGUUACUGCCUCCAUCUAUGCUCUCUCCAAAGCCGCCGGACUCCCUCGACAAAUAUUUUUACCUCACAGAAAGCGGGAGUUGAUCGGGAGUUAAUUUAUCUCUGUGUGGUUUCCUUCCUCUCUUUCUUUUUUCCCUUUCUUUUUUAUGUGUUUUUAACGUACUGAUCCACUUAAACGGACCGAGCCAGCCAGCUGAGAUGAACCCGGUGAAUGCGACCGCUCUCUACGUGUCGGCGAGCCGCUCGGUGCUGCAGUGCGACCCCGGAGAUCCGCGGGAACUGGCGGAGCUCUGCAAGGUUUUGCCGUUUUUCCGCCAGUCCCUGUCCUGCCUGGUCUGUGGUAACCUGCUGCAGGACCCCAUCGCUCCCACCAACUCGUCCUGCCAGCACUACGUCUGCCGCGGCUGCAAAGGUCAGCGGAUGCAGCUGAAGCCGUCCUGCAGCUGGUGCAAGGACUACGCCCGCUUCGAGGAGAACCGCCAGCUCUCGCUGCUCGUCCGCUGCUACAGGAAGCUCUGCCUCUACAUCACGCAGUCGCCGCUGGCGCCGCACCUCUCCAGCGCCGCCGGCGACUCGCCGGACCUGCAGGCCAUCCUGGAGGAGGGGCUGGCGCUGGCCAAGAGCGAGCCGGAGUCGGAGGACGUCUCCGGGUCGCCGUCGUCGCCACCUAGGACCGCGGCAGACGAGGCUCCGCCCCCGACGGAGGUCAAAGACGAGGAGCGGGGCGCCACGGUGAACGGGCUCCACGACUGCAACGGCCUGGUGGGCUCGGACUCGCUGCAGCCUGUUGCCAUGGAAACGGGCGUAGCCAAGCAGGAGGGCUUCUCGGAGGAGCUGCCGGUGUGUGUGAGUGUGGCGGCCGGCGGGGGGGCGGAGCUCUGCGACAUCGGCCAUUUUGGGGAGGAGCUGAAGCACGGCGGGGGGUCUCUGCUGCUCAGCGUGGAGGAAGUGCUCAGGACUCUGGAGACGGACCCCACUGAGUCCGACUACCCCGCCCUGAACGGGCCGCACCGCCUCGACCUCGUCCUGGACAGCGGCCCCCGCCUGCCCCACCCCCACCUGUUGCCCCAGCCCUCCGCCGUCGCCCCCCAUGUCCCGCCGCGCUGCCACCGCAAGCGCUCCCGCUCGGAAAGCGACAGCGAGAAGGUGCAGCCCCUCAACAUCACCAGCCUCCUGCGGGGGCCCCCGCUCCCCGCCCCGCAGCACCACGCCGCCACCACCAAACACGAGCCCAGGUUCCCCAUGGCUGUGCCCCACCCCCACCUGGCACCGGUCCCCAACGGCGGCCCCCCAAGGGUCGGCAAGACGGUUCUGGUCCCCAACAAGGCCCUGAAGAAAACCAUGGAGCACCACGGGCCCAACAAGAAGCCCUACACCAAGGCCCGGCAGGGGGCCCCCAAACCGCGCACCCAGCCCCGCGACAGGGCGCCUCCCCACCCACACCCCCUCUCUCACCCGCCGAGCCCCUCCAAGCCGCUCUACAAGAAAGCCGUGGAGAAGAAAGGCUGCAAGUGCGGAAGAGCAACGCAGAAUCCAUCAGUGUUGACCUGCAGGGGGCAGCGAUGUCCCUGUUACUCCAACCGCAAGGCGUGUCUGGACUGCAUCUGCCGCGGCUGCCAGAACUCCUACAUGGCCAACGGCGAGAAGAAGCUGGAGGCCUUCGCCGUGCCGGAGAAGGCUCUGGAGCAGACCCGCCUCACGCUGGGCAUCAACCUCACCAGCAUCACGGCGGCCGCCCUGCGGAGCCCCGCCGCCGGCUCCCCGGGCGGCGCCCUCCUCAACGUCACCACGGCGACCGGCGCUCCCGUCUCCGCCGCCUUCCUGUCGGGCGCCGGCCACGACAACCGGGCCUUCGAGGAUUCGCUGGAGAUGCGGUUUGACUGUUGAAGGUGCAGCACUUCUUCCUACAUUCCCGGGUCGACCUGCAGCGGAGCCGGAACCAGAACCGGAACCAGAACCAGAACCAGAACCAGAACCAGAACCAGGCAGCUACACGGCGGGCGGUGCAUGUGGAGGAACACUGCAAAAAAAUAAAAUUUUACCAAGUAUUUCUGGUCUCGUUUCUACUGCAAAUAUGUUGACGCACUUAAAAUAAGAAAAAACAACUUUGAGGUAACUUUUCUGCAACAUAUAGGAGAUAAAUUUACUAAAUAAUUCAUUAAUUUAAAACUUAAGCACUAAAUUAUUUUACUUAAAACAAGCUCAUAUAUCAGGCAGAAAAAUUACUUGUAAGUUGUUUUAGUUUUAUUUAUCAUAAACUACGAUAUUUGCAUUUGAAACUAGACACACUUGGUGAACUUUGUGUUUUUGCAGAGAUGUAGCGUUACUGUGCGCAGAGGUUUCAUUUCACUUUUCUUUACUUCGUCUGCACUGCAAAUAUUAAAUCUUAUCGAGGAUUGUUGGUUUUUUUCUAGUGUAAACAUUUUAAUGCACUUAAAAUAAAACAAAGCUAACUUUAAAGUAGCUUUUCAGCAAGAUAAAAAGCUGGUUUUAAGUCAAUAAUUCCUUAAAAAUGAGGGGGGAGAAUCCUGUAGCUGAAAUAAUUCUACUUUUUUAUCAAUAUUAAAGAAUAAUCAGUUUUGUUUUAUUUUACAGUGGAAAAUAACCAAAAAAAACUCUGUAGGAUUUAGUGUUUUUGCAGUGUAUCGUGUUGAGCAUGACGUCGGGAUGUGUGUGUGUGUGUAUGUGUGUGUGUGUGUGUGUGUGUGUGUGAGGGCCCUGGUUUGGAGACGGAUACUUCAUCAUCAUCAGAGACUGGUGUAAUUUAUAUAAAGACUUUUUUUCUACAUCAGCGUUUUCUAACCAAUCAGGAGCAGAUCUGCUUUCAACCAGAAAGUUUUCACACCCUGCAGUCAGACGGAGGAGCCAAAACUUUCUGACCCGCUUAGCUGUAGAGCCAGGAUGUGACUUGAACCACCAGCCAAGGUUUAAUAUGCCUGUUGAAUGUUUAUACUCUGUGAGCCACUUAAGCUACUAAAUAUUACUCUGAGAUGUUGUAAACUUACAAACAUGUAUUUAAGUAGUAAAAUUGUGAAUUUUAAGUCUGGAGGAAAAUCGGAAAGAAAAAAAAAUCCCUGGUUUUGCUGUUUUUUAAAUGUCGUCAUUUUGUGUGUUUGUGAACAUGAAGCACUUUCUCACACUGGUCACACAGCUUAAAAACAAACACACACACACACACAGCGUGUUUCUGCUCUGAUGUGUUUAAAACCUCUGGUUGAUUGCAGACGACGCUGUGCGCCGUUUCCCCACGAGCUUCUGGUCCCUGCUGCUAAAAACCCAACAGGACGGAGAGAGGACUCUUCUGUUGCAUCGCAGUAUUUAUUCUUCCUCCGUCGCCCGCUCUGCCCCACGACCUUUGCCCUUUCUGUCUCGGUUCAGUUGCAGUCGCCUUCUUUUGUGUCUCUGAACUAUUUUUGUUUGUUUUCUCCCUCUGGGCAUUUAAAUAACUGUAAUAUAACUGUAACAUAUUUCCAUAAAAAAGAAAGGAAAAUCAGAAAAA